Molecule: messenger RNA, 7163 nt
Organism: Hemicordylus capensis (graceful crag lizard)
Lineage: Eukaryota; Metazoa; Chordata; Lepidosauria; Squamata; Cordylidae
Gene: BLTP2
Product: bridge-like lipid transfer protein family member 2
Exons: 39
Coding region: 85-6831 (2248 amino acids)
Source: RefSeq, a predicted model, not a curated record
CGCGCGCUCCCGCGGGCCCGUCCCCAGGCGCUGCCGGUGACGGGCGGUUGGAAGCGCGCGCCCCCCAGCCAGCCAGCCAGCCCCAUGGCGGUGCCGCUGCUGGGCGUCCUGCUGGUCCUGUUGCUGGUCCUGCUGGGCAUCCUGUGCCUGGGAAGGUGGCUGCUGUACAUCCUCUUUACUAAUUGGUGUCGCCGGCGCCUCCAGGCAGAACUGAAGAUUGGCUCUUUUGGGUUCUUCUGGAUCCAGAACCUCAGCCUGAAGUUCCAGGAGGAGCAGCAGACUCUGGAAAUUGACAGCAUCUGGGUUUCCAGUAAGCUUCUCAACCACAAUGUCCCGCGCUACCUGGCCUUGUGCUUUGGAGAAGUCCGGGUCCACGUGGAUCUCCAAAAGGUGCCUGGCCCUCUGCCUCCGGCCCCCGAGACCCCAGCACAGAGCACCAGCGAGCAGGCUCAAGGGCUGCCCCUCGGGCCUUCACUGCUACGGCUGCUUAGCCAGCUCUGCUCUGUCCACGUGGACUCGGUCAACGUCAUGGUCCUGCACGUGGCAGCUUCGGAGUCGCUGUGGCACAUCCAGCUCACGAGAACCCGGCUCCUGGUGGACUCUGACGGCAGAUGCAUGGCGUGUGAGGUGACCUUCAGCCAGAUGAACAGCAAAGUUCUCAAAAGCAGCCGGCAGGAUGACGCGUGCCUGGCCGAGCUGUCGCUGUCACUCACCAUCUCCCUGGAUUUCAGCACCAGCAAGCGGCAGCUCCAGGGCUUGGCCAUGGGGGUCUGGAACUUCCAUGCUGAGCUCCACGAGGGGCUGUUCCACAGCGAGCUCCUGCAGCGCGUGGGAGGCAGCGCGGGAGACGCCGCAGACCCCACGAAGGCUCUGGAGCUGCGGCCACCGCUGCUGAGCUUGGCCAGUCUGAAAUGUGUGCCCUGCAGGGUGAAGGUGGAGCUGGAGAACACCAGCCUGGUCCUCUCGAUGAACAGUCAAAAGAGGCACCUCACCUGGACCUUGAAGCUCCUGCAGUUCCUGUACCAGUGCGAUGGGGAGCAGAUCCCCCUCCGCAGCUUCACCCCCACCUGCGACCUGCCCCAGAUGAGCAUCGAACUGCUGCUGGAAGAUGGACUGCUGCUUUCUCAGAGCCGCCAGCGGAUCGUGUGCCUGAACGUGCUGAAGGCCAGCUUGCAGGUCAUGGCCAUAGACAUCUCGGUUGCCAUGAUGCUCAACACUUGCAUCGUCCACUACCGGCACCAGGAGUUCUCGCACUGGCUGGGCUUGCUUGCUCUGGCCCGAGAGAAGGCGGGCCUGCCAGCCCCGGUCAGGAGCAACGGCAAGAGGAUGCCCCAAAUUCUGGCUACUAUCAUCUUGAGUGCCUCGGUGUCCAAUGUCAGUGUCUCUGUACAACUGGGCAACACCCCACCUUUUGCCCUGGGCUUCAACUCAGUUUCCGUAGAUUACCAGCACCUGCGUCCUCAGAGUAUGCACCAGCGAGCCGUGCUCGCAGUUGACCACCUCUGCUGGCGUGUGGGCCCCGACUCCCACAUCCAGCGGGCCCCACACCCGCCCAACAUGCACGUCUGGGGUGAGGCCCUCAUUCUGGACUCCUUCAACCUACAGGGCAGCUACAACCAGCCCCUGGGCACCUCCAGCACCCACGCCGACACCCUCUUCCUGGACUGCACCCUCCGCGGCCUGCAGGUGGAGUCUUCAGACACCUGUGUCGAGUGCCUCUCCCGGAUCCUGCUGCUGCGUCCCAGGAGCACGGAGCCUCAAGAGUGCCCGGGGGAGGAGGCACCGCCACCCCCCCUUUCCCUGGGGGAGGGCCUCGGAGUCCUGUGGAAGGUGGACCUGAAGGUGGAGGAUGUGAAUCUGUUCACCUUGUGCACCUUGGCAGGCGCCACCGAGGUGAGAGUGGACACCCUGACCAUGCUGGGCAGUGCAGAGAGCUGCACCAUCAGCGUCCAGGGGCUGGCGCUUGCCCUGGUGAAGAGCAUCACGGAGAAGAUGCAGCCCUGCUGCAAAGCCCCGGCCAUCCCUAACCCGGUGGUGGACCUCUCCAUGCUUUCCCUCACCUACCGUAGCAGCAUCCGCUCUCUGGAGGUGCAGUGUGGAGAAAACCUGAACGUGCUGUGGAGCCCGGCGGACCACAUGUACCUGUUCCAGCACGUCCUGGCCACCCUGCAGUGUUACGAGAUGCUGCAAGGCAUGCUGGGGACGCGGCCGGCCCCUGCCUCGCUCCCCCAGGGCACUGGCAUGGCGUCGGAGGGCCCCCCGGAGGCGGACGGCACCCCUGCGCCCGGGGGCGGUGGCGCCCCCAAGCGGCUCCUGGGGCUGACCCUGGAGCUGAGCGCCCUCAAGGUGACGGCCUUCGUCUCGGAGCUGCGCUACCUGAGCCUGGCGGCCGAGCGGAUCCUGGUGAACCGGCACAGCGCCUCGCUGCACGCCUACUGCCCGGAGCUGGCCGCCGGCUUUGACGGCAACCCCAUCCUGGUCUUCAAGGAGAUCGAGGUGCAGGCCCUGCCCGAGCUGGAGGAGAUGAUCCUGCACCGGGGCCCCUUCCCCACCCUGAGGUCCCUGCGCAACCGGGUCUGGGCCCUCUCCUGCUCCAGCGUGGCGGUGGAGUUCCCCUACCAGUACGACUUCUCCGCCACCCUCGACGAGGCCCUGGGCGUGCAGAAGUGGCUGAAGGGGCUCCAUGCCACCGCCGCCGGGGGCGCCCCUGGCCCGGCCCUCCCGCCCGACCUGCUCCUCAAGGUCCAGCACUUCUCCUGGGUCUUCCUGGACGACGUCUUCGAGGUGAAGCUGCGAGACAACUACGAGCUGAUGAAGGACGAGAGCAAGGAGAGCGCCAAGCGGCUGCAGCUGCUGGACGCCAAGGUGGCCGCCCUGCGCAAGCAGCACGGGGAGCUGCUGCCGGCCCGCAAGAUCGAGGAGCUCUACGCCUCGCUGGAGAAGAAGAACAUUGAGAUCUACAUCCAGCGCUCCCACCGCCUCUACGCCAACACCCCCAUGCGCAAGGCCCUGCUCACCUGGACCAUGGCCGACCUGGAGCUGGUGGCCCUGGCCGACGAGUCCUUCCACGGGGCCGAGAAGGUGCUCCAGCAGAUCUGGGAGCUGGACAGCGCCAGCCCCUUCCCCCCAGGGCCGCUGGAACUCCUCACCCAUUGGUGCCGCAUGGUCAAGGGCAGCGUCAAGACCUUCUUCGUGCGCAUCCGGGACUACCCCCGGUACUUGUUUGAGAUCCGCGACUGGAGGCUGUCGGGCCGUUUGGCCGGGGCUGAGCAGCGGGGUCAGCCUUGCUCUCGCCGGCGGCAGGUGCUGAAACUCGGGGCCCCCUGGGGAGACGUGUCCGUGGAGAGGAACAUGCCACCUCUGAAGUUCUACCACGACUUCCACUCGGAAGUCUUCCAGUACACCAUUGUGUGGGGGCCCUGCUGGGACCCUGCCUGGAUGCUCAUCGGGCAGGCCAUCGACCUCCUGACCAAGCCUUCGGAAGACCCCAGCCCGCCCCUGCCCUGGUGGGACAAAAGCCGUCUGCUGCUUCACGGGGACUGGCACAUGGACAUCGAGCAGGCCAACCUCCACCAGGUGGCCACUGAGAACCCCUACAACACCACGGAGAAUAUGCACUGGGAGUGGAGCCACCUCUCCUUCUACUGGCGGCCCGGCCAGUUUGUCUUCAAGGGGGACCUGGACGUCAACGUCCGCACAGCAUCCAAAUACGACGACUGCUGCUUCCUCCACCUGCCCCAGCUCUGCAUGACGCUGACCCUGACGUGGCUGUGCCACGGGAACCCCCACGACCACCACAGCGUCGUCCUGCGCUCCCCAGAGUACCUCCCCGAGGUGCCGGUCGGCCAGCAGCACGACUCGUACCGGGCUUUCCGCUCCGAAAACCUCAACCUCUCCAUUGGCAUGGACCUGAAGCAGUCGAGUGGGGAGGCCUCCCAGCCCCGCAUCCUGCUGUACAGCACCACCCUGCGCUGGAUGCAGAACUUCUGGGCCACCUGGACCAGCGUCACCCGUCCCAUCUGCCGCGGGCCGCUCUUCAGCAACCUGAAGCCCAGCAAGAAGAAGCUGGGGCAGCACUACCGGCAGCUCUCCUUCACGGCCACCUUCCCCAAGCUCCAGGUGCAUUACUGGGCCUCCUUUGCUCAGCAGCGUGGCAUCCAGCUGGAAUGCUCCCUGGGGCACGUCUUCACCCGCGGCACCCAGCGGCUCAUCCCCCAGGCUGGCACGGUGAUGCGACGCCUCAUCUCCGAGUGGAGCGUCACCCAGAUGCUGAGCGACCUGAGCCAGGUCACCGUCCACCUCAUGGCCUCGACCUGCGACGAGAGCGCCGACCACCGCCUCGACUCCCUCGUGAAGAAGACCCACCUGCUCAGCCUCUCCUCCCUCGCCUACCAGCGCCACAGUGCCCGCACAGCCGAGGAGGAGCUGGUGGCACGUGACGCGGACGAUGUCUUCCACACACACCAGCUGCACCUGGUGGACCUGCGGGCCUCCUGGACCACCAUCAACCGGGACAUCGCCUUUGGCCUCUACGACAGCUACAAGAAAGCCGCCGUCCUCAAGCGCAACCUCUCCACGGAAGCGCUGAAGGGGCUGAAGAUCGACACGCAGCUGCCGGCCAAGAAGCUCAAGAGGGGCCCGGCCACCAGCCCCCAGCCCCCUCUGCGGCCGAUCAGCAUGCCGGCCAGCAGCGGCCGCACGGAGCGGAGCCCCUCUGGAGGAGCCUACAUGCUGCAGAAGCUGAUUGAGGAGACGGACAAGUUUGUGGUCUUCACGGAGGAGGAGUCGGGGGUCAGUGAGCAGCUGUGUGGCAUUGCGGCCUGCCAGACAGACGACAUCUACAACCACAACUGCCUUAUUGAGCUGGUCAACUGCCAGAUGGUCCUCCGUGGAGCAGAGACGGAGGGCUGUGUGAUUGUCUCGGCUGCCAAGGCUCAACUGCUCCAGUGCCAGCACCAUCCUGCCUGGUACGGAGACACACUUAAGCAGAAGACAUCCUGGACAUGCCUGCUGGACGGGAUGCAGUAUUUCGCCACCACCGAAAGUUGCCCUUCCGAACACGAGGACAUGCAGCUCUGGCUGGAGGUCAAGAACAUCGAGGAGCACCGCCAGCGAAGCCUCGACUCGGUGCAGGAGCUCAUGGAGAGCGGGCAAGCCGUGGGAGGCAUGGUUAGCACCACCACAGACUGGAACCAGCCGCACGAGGUCCAGCCGACGCAACAGGUCCAGCGGAUCAUCUCCCGAUGCAGCUGCCGCAUGUACUACAUCAGCUACAGCCACGACAUCGACCCUGAGCUGGCCACCCAGAUCAAACCCCCCGAGCUGCCUGAGAACCCCGAGAAGGAAGACCUGCUCAAGAAGCAGGAGGGGGCCGUGGACACCUUCACUCUCAUCCACCAUGACCUGGAGAUCUCGACCAACCCGGCUCAGUAUGCCAUGAUCCUCGACAUCGUCAACAACCUCCUGCUGCACGUUGAGCCUAAGCGGAAGGAGCACAGCGAGAAGAAGCAGCGGGUCCGCUUCCAGCUGGAGAUCUCGAGCAACCCUGAGGAGCAGCGCAGCAGCAUCCUGCAUCUCCAGGAGGCCGUCCGACAGCACGUGGCCCAGAUCCGGCACCUGGAGAAGCAGAUGUAUGCGGUCAUGAAGUCCCUCCAAGAUGAUGGCCGGAAUGAAUCCCUGUUGGAUCACAACCAGAAGCUGCAGCUGCAGCUGAGCCGGGAGAAGGCGGAACUGCAGCAGGAGAGCGAGGAGCUGAACAUCCUGAUCAGGUGCUUCAAAGACUUCCAGCUCCAGCGCGCCAACAAGAUGGAGCUCCGCAAGCAGCCAGAGGACGUUGGCGUGGCUCGCCGCACCGAGUUCUACUUUGCCCAGGCCCGCUGGCGCCUGACCGAAGAGGACGGGCAGCUGGGCAUCGCUGAGCUAGAACUCCAGCGCUUCCUGUACAGCAAGGUCAACAAAUCGGACGACACAGCCGAGCACCUCUUGGAACUGGGCUGGGUCACCAUGAACAACCUCCUGCCCAACGCCAUCUACAAGGUGGUGCUCCGUCCCCAGAACGCCUGCCAGUCCGGCCGCCAACUGGCCCUGCGUAUAUUCAGCAAGGUCCGGCCGCCAGUGGGCGGCAUCUCCAUCAAAGAGCACUUUGAGGUGAACGUGGUUCCUCUCACCAUCCAGCUGACGCACCAGUUUUUCCACCGGAUGAUGGGGUUCUUUUUCCCGGGACGUAAUGUGGAAGAGGAGGAGGUGGGGGACGAGGAGGACAAGUCGAAGCUGGUGACGACAGGCAUGCCGGUGGUGAAGCCCAGACAGCUGAUGGUCUCCGAAGACUCACUAGGCUCCGGGAAAGCCAUGGCGCAGGGACUGAACCGGACGUCGGGGGUCCGGCGCUCCUUCCGCAAAACGCCAGAGCACCCGGUGGACGACAUCGACAAGAUGAAAGAGCGGGCCGCCAUGAACAACUCCUUCAUCUAUAUCAAGAUCCCGCAAGUGCCCCUCUGUGUCAGCUACAAGGGGGAGAAGAACAGCGUGGACUGGGGGGAGCUUAACUUGGUGCUGCCGUGCCUGGAGUAUCACAACAACACGUGGACGUGGCUGGACUUUGCCAUGGCGGUGAAGCGGGACAGCCGCAAAGCACUGGUGGCCCAGGUCAUCAAGGAGAAGCUACGCCUCAAGCCCGCCGCUGGCACUGAGAGCCGGGGCAAGCAGGAAGGCAAACAGGAGGGCCACAUCCAGCAGCAGCAGCAGGAGGACGAGAAGGCCCGGCUGCUGAUCGGCCUGAGCGUGGGCGAAAAGAACCCGGGCAAGAAGUCCAUCUUCGGCCGGCGCAAAUGAGAGCAUUCCCCCUGCUGGCAGGGAAACUUGGGGGGGUUGGCAGGGGGUGGACAAUGCCCAGCGAACCUCCUGUGCAGCCCCCCACACACACACACCUCUUGCAGGGACCAAGCAUUCGGCCCCACCACGGUCCGUGACAGCGAUGAACCACAGAACUGCAGACAGCUGGUGGCUGAGUGCCGGCCGUGGUGAUGGGAGCACUGGGGGCUGAAGCGGCAGGCAGUGUGCCCGUGCGGCUUGGAGCCCCUUCCUGGCACACCCCGGGUGGCUUUAUGCAUUGUUGGUUGGGCAAUGGGGAGGGAGAGAAUUUAAAGGAGAGUUUAUCAUUUGGA